Heterobasidion irregulare TC 32-1 is the source of this 1379-nucleotide messenger RNA. RefSeq lists its product as uncharacterized. The record is from RefSeq and is a predicted model, not a curated record. Lineage: Eukaryota; Fungi; Basidiomycota; Agaricomycetes; Russulales; Bondarzewiaceae. The coding region runs from base 1 to 1320 and encodes 439 amino acids. The transcript has 3 exons.
AUGAUGAUCAUCGACAAACCAGACAAGAAGACGGGACCGACUCCCGUCGAGGCGCCACCCUCCUAUGCCUCUGCCCUCCAAACAAAUGGAAGCAGUGCAACGACUUACUCCCCUGAUCCUAAGGUCGGAUACACACCUUCUCAGCCCUACCCCGCCGCGCUCUUCCCCCCAGCCCCCAAGAAGCCGGGAAAACCAAACCGACGUUGGUUUUCAUUUGGGAUAUCCAAAACCGCCAAGCAAGUCCGGUCAACAACCCAGGAUAUCCUCCGUGAUCUCGUCAAACAACAUCCCGCGACUGAGUUCGCAUCCGUUCUUGACAGCUGUGCUGAGGCAUGCGCCGCUCACGGAGUCAGCCUUUCACAGAUUAUACAGGAUCCGUUCAUCGAGAAUCAUUUAGCAGUGUACUGGGCAAUCAUCAAACGCCCCUCCGACUGUGUCAAACUCUACUCUUCGAACAUACAUGCUAAUCCCGAAUCCGAUGCACUCGUUAUGGCUCUCCUCGCCGCAUCGUCUCCGAUCAGCGCAACCACAAUCUCGGAGGUGCGUUUGGCAUGCCUCGCCAACUCGGAUCAUGCUCUCUUUCAGCGCAUUAAACGACGGUUCGAUGCGUUUUCGCUACUAUCCGGCGCGGAUGCAAUCUUGCUUGCCACCAACGGAGUUCGUAUGGAGGAUCGAGGUGACAAUAUAACGGUUGAGGAUGUACGGGGAAACGCACGCGCAUUUGUCGCGAGAUUCGAAAUCAUCCAAUUUCAGCUGAGGAUGAGGGUGUCCAAGAAAGUGGAUGUAGAGUUCAUUGCGAAAGGCCGAUUUUGGCGUCUGUCCUUCUUGGUCACUCCCGAGACCCACAUCAAUGUCCACCAUCGGGCUGGCUCCUGGCUGGUCGUUCUGACCCUCCUUGAGCACAGCCCUCCUACCUGGAUUGACUCACAACUUAUCAUAUCUGAACCGCCGUCUUCACCCAGUUUUGACUCCAGAACGUCUAACGUCCCCACACCAUCCCCUUCCGAUACUCUGCCGAGUUAUCCGUCUGUUCGGUACCAGGCUCCACCGCAGCAUCCCGCAAGAGACUCUAUUUUCCGUUCAAAAGGGAAAAAGCCCAAGCCAGUGGUGAAUCUGAGGAUUAAGUCGGGGUCGAAGCAGCUAUCUCCUCAGUCUUCACAGUCUAAUGGACCGCAUCAGAUCACAGUACCUCUGGAGGACAGUCUCAUGGGAGCUGACCUUCAAUAUGAAGGCUCAUCUUACAUUGAUUCAUCUGGCACCCUCAAUGCGACUCUAGAAGCUCAUCUGAUGAAGCCGGACAGUGACUGCAUCAUAUGCUGAACUUUCCUCUGUUUUUUUUUGUAUCAACGCAGCACGUUUAUCGCACAUUUAUCCCUCGC